This is a messenger RNA of Moesziomyces antarcticus, 1356 nucleotides long. RefSeq lists its product as uncharacterized. The transcript has 2 exons. The record is from RefSeq and is a predicted model, not a curated record. The coding region runs from base 1 to 1356 and encodes 451 amino acids. NCBI's taxonomy places the organism in Eukaryota, Fungi, Basidiomycota, Ustilaginomycetes, Ustilaginales, Ustilaginaceae.
AUGAAGAGAGUGCGUCCGUGCGGAGGGGCGGAAUCACGAGCGAGGAUCCGUGCAUUGUGCCUGAAAAGGGUGGCGGUUUCAUUUGCCGUCGAGCCGCGUCCGAUCCCGGACCUCAAAGGAGGCAUCAGCCAGCUGCACGUAGGUGAUAAGGACAAGGUGUUGCGCUCAUGGCCAUUACGAGAUCAAGGCGGAGUGCAGAAAAUGAAUGCUCCCUUGUGGCAUGGCAAGGUUGGACCGAGCUCGGUUCGUGUCUCAUACGAAGAGUUUGCUGUGCUGCGAGGAGGGCCGCGAGAUCAAGUCGAGGUUGAGCCUCGAUGUGAGAUGAGCUCGUUGGGCACUCAACGGCAGAACGGAGUGUUCUCCGGAUCGCCCCAUGGGGAAAGCGGCAUGGAGCGACUCGUCUUGGAGAAGCGAUGCCUCGACUCCUUGAUAGCAAUGGGCUCCGCGACUGAAGGUAUAAGCCUGCUGCCGCUUCGCCCGUCAAGGCAUCCGGCGCUUCCGUCGAAGCCGCAUCGCUCGCUAAGCGCGACCACGACGCUCCUCAAGUCCAGCAGGACGCGGCUGAGCUUCAGCGCCGUCCCUAUCGGAGGUGGAGGCGGAGCUGGAGUUGGAGUGGGAGUUCAGGCUAACGCCGAUGCUGACCUUGGCUUCGGCGGCCCUGGAUUCUACAAGCACGACCACGUCGGUGUCGGCAUCGGUGGCAACGCCGGCGUCGGCGUCGGAGGCGGCGGAUACCCAGCCUACCCCUUCCCCGGAUACGGACACCACCCCGGCUACGGCUACCCUCCGUAUGGGUAUCCCCCGUACGGCUACCCGCCUUACCAGCCUCAGCAUGGCUCGGCUCCUCCUCCUCCUGGCGGUAAUGGAGGUCCUGGCGGUCCUGGUGGUCCUGGUGGUCCUGGUGGCCCCGGCGGUCCCGGCGGUCCUGCCGGUCCUGGCUCGUCGGGUGACGAUGACUGCGAUGACGACAAGCCCAAAGGCAACCAUCCCAAGGGUAACCAGGGCGGUUUGGGUGGCCCAGGUGGUCCUGGCGGCAACGGUGGCAAUGGCGGCCCUGGCGGAAACGGCGGUAAUGGCGGUCAGGGUGGUAAUGGCGGUUCCGGCGGCUACCCUCCGUACGGCGGAUACGGUCACCAUGGUGGCCAUGGGCCUUACAAUGGCCCCGGGUCUAGCGGAGGCCAGGGAGGCCAGGGCGGUCAGGGUGGCAACGGCGGUCAUGGUGGCAAUGGCGGUCAGGGAGGUCAGGGAGGCCACGGUGGAAAUGGCGGCGCUGGAGGCAAUGGCGGCAAUGGUGGCCCCCGCGGACCUGGUGGCGCUCCUGGCGGCGAUGGAAGCUACUGCACUUGCGUUGCUUAA